AACCUCUCUAAUCUGGACUCCUCGCUGAAAAAAGAAGCAGGGAAUAUUCAGGGUAUAGCUUUGAUGUAAAGAUUAAACGAUACCAUGUAUAAGAAAUAAUUACUUGGUGGCUGAAUGAUCAAUUUUGCUGAAACUUUGCAUGAGUUUUUGCAGGCGACUUUUCCCCACUAGCCUGGGGAGAUGAGUUCAGUUUAACUGGACUUCAGGAAAUAACAUCCAAAAAGCUGUUGUAGCAUUGAAUUCCCAUUAAAAAUGUUUAAGAAACAUUUGAUCUGAAGUCUCUACAAGAACUGUAGUAAGAUUCCUGUUUUGAUUUUUUAAAAAUUAAAACCCCUUUGAUCCUGUGCUGGGACUGAUGACACCAAGUCACGUUUCUUAAUCCAUGUAGCCUGAAUAAUACCAACAGUGGACAUUCGUUGACAAUUUCAGACACAUUAUAUCACUUAAUUCUCCCAAUCAUCCUCUGAUGGACAUGUGAAGCUUAGUGAGGUUAAUAUUUUGCCCCAAGACCCUCAGUUAUGUUCUGGAGCAAGGGCUGGAUCUGUUGACUCUAUCUUCCUUACCAUUGUACAACACUGCCACCGUUUACUCGGUGCCAGCUGUGACCAAACUGUUUUCCUGGAGAUCUAUCUACUGCAGGCACACUCGCUCAGGGCAAUCAGCUUCAGGGAGGAAGAGAAGAGGCCGAGGCCCGCCUUCCCCUACCCCCCAGUGCAGCUCCAAGUCCAUUCUUCCCUCCCAGGGCUGAGACCGCUGUUCCUGGGAAGUGGCAAAUAUGGGCUCCGCAGACCUGGACUCUGUGCAAAGUGUGACAUUUCCCCCUCAAUACAGGCCCUGACGGGUCGAGACUCGCUCGUCUUCAGUUGUCCUGCCUCUGCGUGCACUAAGACCAUGCCCCGAGUGCCCAGCUGUCUCUACAUCGGUUUCCCCCACGCCGUGAGAGUGGACAAUUGAGCUAAGAUCCAGCCGGGUGGACGGGCUCGGGUUGCACAGCGAGGACUACCCCCCAGCCUCGCACGUCCUCUGGUGCGGGUGGGGCUUGGGGUGGGAGAGGAUCCCCGCGGACCCUGGUUUGACCUAAGGAGAUCCCGUUUGUACCGUAUGGACGCAGGUACGAGCCGCGCGCAGCACCAUCUCUCCACGUUUUCUUUGCUUUUGAGAACCGUCAGUAGGAACCAAACCUCCCAGGAGGGUGACUGGGCAGUGGGGAGGGCGCAGGAAGAAAGCAUUUGGCGAGGAAGGUGGGGGUUAGCACGCACGUGGUUUCUGCGAGAACCAAUGGGGCGCGGCGGUCUCGUCCCCCGGCCCGCCCGGAUGGCCCAGAGGAAGGCGCGGUUCUGGACGCUGGGUGUCUGUCCCAGAGCUUGGGUAUGAGUGCGGGGCCUGCAGCGACAAGACGGGAAGUUCGGGACUCCGUGCUCGGUGGGGACUGGGAACUCUUCGGCCCCGCCCCCUCCGCCUUCGGGAUGCUGCUGGGCCGGGUCACCUCCACCCCCUUCUCCGUCAAUGACAUCCUGCGGCUGCAGCGGCUGCAGCGGGAACAGAGCGGCCCGGCGGCUUCGCCACACCGUGGGAUGCGGGGGAGCCAGGAAAACUCUCCAUACCUGCGAAUGGACUCAGAGCCGCAAGGGUCAGAGAUUCACAGCGCCGGUGGCGACAGAAGACAAGACCGAUCGGAGCCACGUAGGGGUUCCUGUGAGGUGGUCGUGGAGAUGGAUGCGGAAAGGGUGGAGGAGCCACAGCUUGGCCUGAGGGAGGCCUCGCCCCUCGGCGGCAGGACCAGGGUGCCGGAGCUCAGUGUUGGCGACAGCGGCCACUGCAUGCGCAGUGGCGGCCCAGAGCAGCCCAAGACGCGGCAGCGGCGGAAGCCGCGCGUACUCUUCUCGCAGGCGCAGGUGCUGGCCUUGGAGCGGCGCUUCAAGCAGCAGCGGUACCUGUCUGCGCCCGAGCGCGAGCACCUGGCCAGCGCGCUGCAGCUCACGUCCACGCAGGUCAAAAUCUGGUUCCAGAACCGGCGCUACAAGUGCAAGAGGCAGCGCCAGGACAAGUCGCUGGAACUAGCCGGCCACCCUCUAGCGCCGCGCCGGGUGGCGGUGCCAGUGCUGGUACGGGAUGGCAAGCCCUGCCUGGGCCCUAGCGCUCCCUCCUUCCCCAGCCCCUACAGCGCCCCCGAAUCGCCCUAUUCUUGCUGCGGCCGCUACACCGAUGCCACCUACUGCGCAGGCUACAGUGGCGGCUACGCCAGUGCGCCCUCGGGCCCCGCGGCACCCACACCACUGGCCAGCGCUGGCCUUGGCCCUGGCGGCCUGAAAGCCACCGCACAGGGCCACCCGGCUGCCACGCUGCAGGGCGUCAGAGCCUGGUGA
Molecule: messenger RNA, 2366 nt
Organism: Microcebus murinus (gray mouse lemur)
Lineage: Eukaryota; Metazoa; Chordata; Mammalia; Primates; Cheirogaleidae
Gene: NKX2-6
Product: NK2 homeobox 6
Biological process (GO): regulation of transcription by RNA polymerase II; cell differentiation
Cellular component (GO): nucleus
Molecular function (GO): RNA polymerase II cis-regulatory region sequence-specific DNA binding; DNA-binding transcription factor activity, RNA polymerase II-specific
Source: RefSeq, a predicted model, not a curated record